ACUUCACUUUAUUAGUUUCCAUAUAGGCUGAAUACUAGGCUUACUGAAUACCUCAAUGUGGUUUGUGGAAAGGAAAUUGGUUUCUAACACAAGGACUCUUGUGGUCGAGGUCUCUCAAUUUGGAAGUGACAUUUUAUGCUUUGCUCAGUUUAGAUAGCACUGCUUUGGACGAUUUUGUAUGCGAGUGUGGACAUAGUGUAUUGAAACUGUGUUCCAGAAUGGCAGAUGGUGGUAUUGAUAUUGAAGGUGCAAGGAAGGCACGUUCAGACUCGAUCUCAUCUGAAGAGGAUUCGGCAUGGUCGACAUGCUCGGAACACAGUCUGCAGUUCUGUGGAAAAACAGUCAAGGACGUGCCUCCCAUUCCCGAUUUUGGAAGCGGUCUUGCCAAACCUGCUGUACUAGAUGGGUCCUUUGGAUCAGAGCAGGAGAAACAGAGAUGGGAUUUUACACCAGUCACCCUUGAACAAGCAAAGUCUGGUGCAGUACAUCGUCCUGUUCGAGUGUAUGCUGACGGUAUUUUCGAUCUCUUCCAUGCGGGGCACGCAAGGGUGCUCAUGCAAGCUAAAAACGCCUUCCCUAAUACAUACCUCAUAGUAGGAGUUUGCAACGACGAGCUGACUCACAGAAACAAAGGCAACACGGUUAUGAAUGAGUGGGAAAGGUAUGAAGGGGUCCGACACAACAGAUAUGUAGAUGAAAUCGUUCGGGAUGCCCCGUGGUCCGUCACACCAGAAUUCCUGGAGAAACACAAGAUUGACUUUGUAGCACACGACGAUGUGCCUUACGGAGCUUCAGGCACAGAGGACGUCUACAAAGACAUCAAAGCGGCUGGUAAAUUUGUCGCCACUAAAAGGACGGAGGGCGUAUCCACAUCGGACAUCAUCGCAAGGCUCGUCAGAGAUUACGAUAUCUACGUCAGACGGAACCUGUCGAGAGGGUAUUCAGCCAGGGAUCUUAAUGUUGGCUUGUUUAAUGAAACCAAGUUCAAAGUUCAAGACAGCGUUGACAAGGUCCGACAGAGAGUGAGGAGAGUGGAGAGGAGAUCCAAGGAAUUCGUUCAUAAGAUGGAAGACAGGAGUAUCAACUUUCUUCAGAAGUGGGAGGAGAAGUCUCGAGAGAUGAUUGGAAACUUUCUGGACCUGUUUGGUCAGAAUGGUCCUCUGAAUCGCAUGUUCCAAGAUGGCAAGCGGUCUCUCCAGAACGCCAUCUCACCUCCCAGCAGUCCUAGGCAUGGUAGCCCCAGUGCGUCCUACUGGGACAUCGAAGACGACGUCGACUACGAAGGGGAUAGCGAAGAGGAAUACAAGUAUGGUCUUGGGCAGGCGAGCCUUGUUGUUAGAGACGACGAUGAGGAGGAGGAGGAGGAAGAGGAGGACAAGGAGGAAGAAGUGGAAGCGGAAGAAGACCAAAGAGAGUUCCGCAGGAGGAUGAUCGCUAUAGAACCAAGAUACCCUCACCGUCAUUGUCUCCUAGUGAACAGCUGGCUUCGCAUUGAAUCUUGCCUCAUGUUUCUCAAUGAAACUCUAGUCCUAUCAUCCACGCUUUGGACAGAAUAGAUAUAAGGACUGAAAGUAGGAUGAGAUCCUAUAAAUUUUAAUCUGCAUAGAAGCUCGGGAUGACAAUCAAACUGAAUUGAAAAUUGCUGAUUAUGAAAAGACAAAGUUCUCACAAAUCAUCAGUCUGAUAAUAAAGCCAAGCCAAGACAGCAAAAUCCAAUACUAAGACUAACCCAAAGGUGGCCAUGAAGUUUGUUUUCUGCAGCAUCAUACCAUUACUAUUUUUUGUGUUGUUGAGUGCUUUGUUCCUUCAGCUUCCGUUUAUAUUGUCCGAUUUUGGCUUUCUGUUCAUUCUUGCGAUUUUACUGUGAUUUACUGUAAUGAGUACAAGGCGAAAAGGUUUAGUACAUGCAUGUCUGCAUUUGUUGCUGAAGCUUGCUGCGUUAUAAUGGUAACAUUUUUAUCCGUUUGGAGCCAGAAGGGAGUUACCUCUUAUACUUUAACACAGAGCUAAUGCCCUUUUGGCUCUGAACAGAUGAGUUUGGAAGGAUCCUUCAACCAGUAGUUGUCAUAAGAAGUGAGAUUGAAGGUACCGGUAUGCAGAUGCCACAUGCCUGCUCGUCAAGAGAGACUACAUCAUCUAUGGACAACCAACAUCAUCUAUGGACAACCAACAUCGUCUUUGGGCAACCAACAUCGUCUAUGGGCAGCCAACACCGUCUUUGGGCAAC
Molecule: messenger RNA, 2227 nt
Organism: Strongylocentrotus purpuratus (purple sea urchin)
Lineage: Eukaryota; Metazoa; Echinodermata; Echinoidea; Camarodonta; Strongylocentrotidae
Product: choline-phosphate cytidylyltransferase A
Exons: 7
Coding region: 219-1556 (445 amino acids)
Biological process (GO): CDP-choline pathway
Molecular function (GO): choline-phosphate cytidylyltransferase activity; phosphatidylcholine binding
Source: RefSeq, a predicted model, not a curated record